CAGAAGUUUACAAGAGAGAACAGACGGACUAUCUGCUCCUGUUUAUGACAUGUUACCACCUAACUUGUCACAUAAAUUCAGAAGGGUCGUUGAUGUACAUUAUGGGCUGUGAGGCGCAGUGGGAGUCUUCACUAACGAGCAUGCCAUGGAUUUAUCCUGGGGCUCCGGACCCGUCCACGCACCGCUGGAGGAACGCAAUAGAGAUUUACCACAUCAAAGACCUCCAUACCUCAGUGAGUCUGGGUGAGAUGCAGAGGUGAUGUCCUCACUUAAAGUCCCACCUCCUGAUGGAGGAGGUGCGUUUGACCCGAUGCAGAGACCUCAAGCUCCUGUCAGAACAUAAGAAACGACAGAAACACACGCAGCCCGUCUGGACACAUGACACGCAGCUCCUCUGGAACAUCCUGUGAGAAUAUGCAGUGAAAUAUUUUACUCCUCUGAGGCUGAGGAGAAAAGAUUCUUCCUUGUGGACCAUCAGAAGAGAUACUUUGAAAAGCUUUCCAUUUACUGCAACCACUACGCCAGUCUCAUCCCAAUGUCUUUCGUAUUAGGGUUUUACGUGACAUUAAUAGUGAAUCGCUGGUGGAAUCAGUACACCUCCAUCCCGCUGCCGGACAGGAUCAUGUGCACGCUCUCCGGUGGCGUGCAGGGCGGAGACGAGCAUGGCAGGUUGCUGCGACGCACGCUGAUGCGCUACGCGAGUCUGUCCGCGCUCCUGAUCCUGCGUUCCGUCAGCACAGCCGUGUUUAAGAGAUUCCCUACCAUGGAUCACGUAGUUGAAGCAGGUUUUAUGACAAGAGAAGAGCGUAAGAAGUUUGAGAGUUUACACUCACCCUAUAAUAAGUACUGGAUCCCAUGUGUUUGGUUCACUAACCUGGCCGCAGUCGCCCGCUGUGAGGGCAGAAUCAAAGAUGAUAAUACUUAUAAACUUCUACUGGAGGAGCUGAACAAUUUCAGAGGGAAGUGCAGCAUGCUUUUUCACUAUGACAUGAUCAGCAUACCAUUGGUCUACACACAGGUUGUGACUCUGGCAGUGUACAGUUUCUUCCUGGUGUGUCUGAUUGGUCGUCAGUUUCUGGACCCGGGUCAGGGUUAUCCGGGUCAUGACCUUGACCUUUACGUCCCCAUCUUUACCCUUCUGCAGUUCUUUUUCUAUGCUGGCUGGUUGAAGGUGGCAGAGCAGCUCAUAAAUCCGUUUGGUGAGGAUGAUGAUGACUUUGAGACCAAUUGGUUGAUAGAUAGAAACUUCCAGGUGUCUAUGAUGGCGGUGGAUGAGAUGUAUGGAGAUUUGCCCAUGAUGGAGAAAGAUCGUUACUGGAAUGAUUCGAAUCCUCGUCCACCAUACACAGCCGCUACGCUCUUCGUGCUGCGCAAACCCUCUUUCCAAGGCUCCACAUUUGACAUGGCAAUUCCUAAAGAGGAGAUGCAUUUCCAGCCUCUGCAGGAGAUUGCCGAGAACCUGGAGGAAUCUGUGAAGCGGAAUCACAACCUCGCCCUCUUCAAUCGGCUCCUCAGCUCCGCCCCCUCUCCCACAGGCUUCAUGGGUGGAGCCUUACGCCGCACCUCCGCCCAGCUGCGGCGUUUGACACACUCCAUCAGUCCGGACCCCUCCUUCUCUGACGCAGAGGAUGAGGAAGAGGAGAGCGCGGGGAGGAGCGCGGGCACGGCCGGCUCCAUGCCGUCUGGACUUGGGUUGGACACCACACAGAGCACCAUCUGCAGCUGUGGAGGACUCAUCAGCACCUGUCCUCCGCUGUCAGAUGUGGAAUUCCACCAGCAAGGUGAGAGAGAUGGAAGAGGUGAAGAGAAAAACGAGAAGAUGGUGGAGAAAGACUCACUAGUGCCAAAAAUCCCACUGCCCACAGCUCAGGCAUCAGCAGGGAGGAAGAGUCCUCUUGCUCUGGGACAAGUCAAGUCUCAUUUCUGUUCCUCAAACACCACCAACUGCUCUGUACCCGAUUUCUACUCUUUCCAGCCUAUCCAUGACCCGGCAAAGGUCAUGACACCAAAACCAAAUCUACCCAAUAGCAAAGAAGAAGCAGUGUCUUUACUGACUGUCCCAUUGCCUGAAGACUCAGCGUUUCCGGAGAAUUCAGAAAGAGAGCGGAUGCUGGCAGAUUCACAAUGGCUGCCUUCAAAUGGUCACAGUCAGUGUGUAAGUGUAGGGUCAGAGGUCACAGAGUCGAUUAGUAAGAUCAUGGAGUGCCCAAAUAGAGCAAAUAUUUGAACUACAUGAUCACUUUCAUAUUUUUUCAUAUUGAUACAUGCAACUAGAAAGUUUAGAUGCAAAUUUGUUACAUUAUAAUACUUGGCAGAUUUUUAAACUUUAUUUUUAGAUUCUUCUGAAAGUGAAUGCUAUAUUUAAUCAUGUGACAGAAUAAUGAUAAUCAGUGCUAAAACUGAUCUAGUUUUUC
Molecule: messenger RNA, 2414 nt
Organism: Ctenopharyngodon idella (grass carp)
Lineage: Eukaryota; Metazoa; Chordata; Actinopteri; Cypriniformes; Xenocyprididae
Gene: best2
Product: bestrophin 2
Exons: 11
Coding region: 536-2227 (563 amino acids)
Molecular function (GO): chloride channel activity
Source: RefSeq, a predicted model, not a curated record